GUAUCUGUGCAAGCUCAAACUGUCACCGCUGAGUAUUUAAACCCCCUUUGUUGACCUUUGCUUACAUUUUGAGAAUUGGCGUUUGCUAGUUAAUUACAGGCCUCUCCGUCUCAGCGCAAGCUCGCCUUACAGAUGUAAUGUGUGAAUUUUGGAGAUCAUUUCAAAAUUUAACAAGUGCUGCCGCGGUCCACUGUCACAUUUGAAUGAGGAUUUGUGAAAAAAUGUCAUGGAGGCAGAGAAUUGAAAAUAUUUAGAUUCUACUGAGUAUUUUCCUUGUGCGGUUUAAGAGACGCUGGCACUUUGGACAUCUCCACCGUCCCGUUGUGAAGAGAUCGAUUCAACUUUGAAGUUUAUACACCGGGAUUGAAAGACUUGUUUGAAAAAAAGCUUUAGUACAAGUGUGUUGGACCAUGAAAGCUGAAGUAGUGUUCGUGAUGGCAGUAUUUCUGCAGGCUGCUAUCGAGACAGCCAGCAGCGUUGAGAACCGUUGUACGGCAACGAAUUGUAAGCUACCCGACUGUCGAUGUCCUGGCCAUAACAUUCCCGGGGGAUUCAAACCUGAGCAGAUCCCACAGAUGGUCCUCAUCACAUUUGAUGACGCAGUAAACUGGGAAAACUGGGAUUAUUACAAAAGGCUCUUCCCCCCAGAUAGAAGCAGGCUCAACCCCAACGGCUGCCCCGUGGCGUCAACGUUGUUCGUGUCCAACAACUUCACCGACUACUGCAUGUUGAAGAAACUGCAUGCCCGCGGCCUGGAGAUCGCAGAUCAUAGUGUAUCUCAUCGUGUUCCACAUUCGUGGUGGGGUGCAGCAUCUGACGAAGAGCUACGGGAAGAAAUUGUCCAACAGAAAAAGAAUCUUGCCGAUCUGGCUCAGAUACCCGUCGAGGACAUACGAGGAUGGAGAAGCCCGUUCCUUCAACCAACAGGGGACACCAUGUUCAACAUUCUGUACGAAAAUAAUUUUACGUAUGAUGCUACAAUGACUUACCCGUUUCCCAGAAAUGUGUACUCCCCUGUCAUGUGGCCCUUCACCCUCGACUACUCCUACACCUUGGUCUGCAACAUCAGCCCCUGUCCCAAGAACCAGUACCCUGGUUUCUGGAUUCUUCCCGUGGUGGUCAUGAUGGACUAUCGAGAACACCUGCCUUGCGCGUAUGUCGACUUCUGUAAAAACGCCCCCAGGAACCAAGACGAAGCUUUCCAGCUUCUCUGGAAGAACUUUCUCAGAAACUACCGAACCAACCGGGCACCGAUGUACGUUAACCUUCACUCAGUCUGGCUCCAGACAAAGUUCAACUUGGACGCCAUGGACGAAUUCAUCGAGAGGCUCACGUCAAUGGACGACGUGUACGUCACCACCGUCAGCAAGGCCAUAGAGUGGAUGAGGAACCCUACCCCACUGACAGAGAUCCAAAGCUUUGAGCCGUGGCAGUGUGUGAAGAAACCGAACUUAGAAGACGACGCUUUCUGUUCUUUCACCUUCAAACCUAUAACGACCUUGGCGCCGGGGCAGAAAACCACGGACCACCAACACGUUCACGGCGAGGAAGAGAAAGACAAAAACAGGAACCGCAACACAAUAGGAAGGAAUAAACCUAAUGAUAGACUGGGUAAAAUGGACCUACCCCCUCCUAGCGACGCACACUCAAACCAUAAAAAGCACAGACCGUGGUUCUUGAAGAAUUCGGGUUCGGAGGUGAAUUUAUGUGCAAACCUUGUUUUCACCUUGUUGCUGCUACCUUUAGUAAUUUUUAUCAGGGUAUAGACAUAAUUAUUCGUGAUGGUGAAUAUCUUGGGACGAUGUGAAAGUUGUGUACAAACUGUUACGGAUUGAUGGAAGUCUUUAAGGUAAACAUAUGAUGAUUCAAUAUUGGCACGAAGUUGUAGUUGGCUAACUAUAAAACCUGUUAAGUAGAGAUUUUUCUUCAUUUUCUACUUUUCAGAGUUUCACUGUAUCGUACUCAAUUAUAUUUAUAAGAACUGUUAAUAUGAUAUCUCUUUUGUAAUUUUGUACAUAUAUGUAGCCGAGGGUACGGGGCAUGUAGUUUGAAGCUUUACGCUACUUGAGCAAAACAUCGUGGAAUAUCCGAUUUUUCUGAAAGUUUAUAGUUUGCGAGUUGGGUGUCAAAGAUGCGGCCGCGCCUUUUCUGUGGGCGCAAAUGUCUAUGACAGCUAUCUCGAGACAAGCGCCCGAUCAAAGCAUCCUCCACGCAAGUUUUAAUUUGUUAAAGUCACGCAUAAUUUGAACCAAGGAAUAAUAAGAAAUUGAGAAUUAAUGCCACAGGCAUCUCAUUUCAAAAAGCAUCGUGACGUCAUAAUCAGAUUACCCGCAAUCGCCAGUUUGUAUAAUAAGCAAGAGACUAGACCAGGCUAUAGUGACAGCGUUGACGGAAACAGCCGAGUUGUAUCUGCACUUUGUCCGCCUUUUCUGGCCGUAUGUAUAACUGUAAAUAUUGUGUUGAAAAAGUAGCCGAACAUGCUGAUAAGUCGUUUGCAAAGGUACUUGAUCAUGUUUUCUGACUCAAUAAACAACUAAAGGCUCAAAUCGAGGUACGUUAAUUUCUAUAGUGACGGCAUACGCUAAUUAUGCGCAUAGCGAGGCGGUUAAAGGGGAACGAGGCUGUGGCCAUUCGGCUGUUCCAGCAAAUGCUCAAACAGCACUGUUUUUUUCUGUUAAUUUCAUUAUUGUGCAGCUCAAUCAGUUGAUAAAACCCCAAAUUAGACAUAGAUAGUGUCUCAGUCACAACCAGGGCACUAAUCACAACGUCUAGACCUAGACGAAACGAGCACCAGGCUGUCGCUCACAGACCCCCUUUAAAGUUGAAUUUCUGUCCGAAAUUAAUUGAUUACUAAUAUCCUGUCACACGUGGUAUUACAGUGCUGAUUGUGUUAAAAUACAUAUCAAUUGCUUGCUGUAACUUUUACUAUUUCAGAAAAGCAUUGAAAACAUGUGGCCGUAUUCUGAAAUUUAAAUUAACAAUUUAAGUCAAAUAAUUCCACGUUCGCACCUUCUGUUUGUACAUAGAUUAAGACUGCCUCGUGCCAGAGUAUCAAGGCCAAGUAUUACUGGAGUAGGUUAUUUCCCAGGACACGAGCUCGAAAUCUUUUUUUAUCUCCUCCAAGCCAAAACACUAACGUGCUAAGAUCAGAUUAAAUAUAUAAGAUUGUUCUCAAUCUAACAUACUUUACCCCGUUGUGUAUAAACAGAUUUAGUGUUGGGAAAAUCCUAUUGUCAGUAAGAUUAAAUCCCCUAGAACAUUCACGUUGAUGUUAAAGAUGUCAUUAGGACUUAAGUCAUUGUCCGUGUGUGAUUCGGGUUUGCUAUAGUUGAGUCAUAUCACGGUGGGGACAAAGAGAGUGAGUCUCCAAGAUUGUACCCAUGUUGGGAGUAGAACCGGAAACAUCAGUGUAGCAAGCAAAUGUUCUAAACGAUUGGCUCCUCCAAACUCAGUCACAUAUUUCUUAAGCCGCAACUGUAUAUUAAACACUUGGUGUUGACUAACCAUUUCUAAAGGAGGUCUUUGGCAUUUAGAUUGGCAAGAACACCUGAAGCCUUUAUGGAUAAGAGAUUUUGGUGGUUUUUCCAAUUCGUGGACCUUAACUGCUGAAGCGGCUGGAAUUAGCCCCGAAAUGCUGCUUGAGAGUUAAAGGUCUUGUGAUGAAAGGACAAAAAGUACACUUGAAUUGUUGGUAGUAAUGAUGUUAAAGAUGUUGGGAUGAAAGGGCAAGAAUAUGCCCUGAAACAUCGCUAGAAAUGAUAAAGAAACGGGGCAGGAAUUGGCCCUGAAACAUCGCAAGAAAUAAAGGGGAGAGGUAGGAAUUGGCCCUGAAACGUCACUAGAAAUGAUAAAAGCAUUGUGAUGAUGGGACAAGACCUGAAACAUCGCUAGAAAUGAUAAAGGGAAGGGGCAGGAAUUGGCCCUGAAACGUCACUAGAAAUGAUAAAGCUGUUGUGGUGAAUGGACAAGCCCUGAAACGUCGCUAGAAACAGUAAGAACUUGUUAUUGGUACAUGCCUCUCGUCAUUAUUAACACAUCAAGAAACGCCUUAAUCGUUCAUCGUUAAAAAUGAAUGGUGUUUAUGAACAUGAUUAAAAUAAUCAAAUAAAAGGUAAUAAGAUUAUUGGGCAGAAAGUCUUUGCAGCCAGCGCUUUGGGAGUGCGAUUUGGAUCUGAUGCUGCUUUCGGAAGGUCUGAAAGUGCUUACAUUUUCUUUGAACUCUGUCUACCUUCGUGUAGGGUGCCGCCACUAGUGCAAUAUUGUAAACAGGUGUAUGGUAUAGUCCUCUAUCCUGUCUAUCCUGUAUAGUAGUCUAUCUGCCCUGUCGUGUAUAUGAUUUGUACUGUGUAUAGUCACUGUUGUACAUAAUCAGUUAAAAGGUUAAAAAAUAAAGUUCUGUUGUAACAUU
Haliotis rufescens (red abalone) is the source of this 4408-nucleotide messenger RNA. Its product is annotated as chitin deacetylase 7-like. Gene Ontology annotation, molecular function: hydrolase activity, acting on carbon-nitrogen (but not peptide) bonds. Gene Ontology annotation, biological process: carbohydrate metabolic process. The record is from RefSeq and is a predicted model, not a curated record. Bases 411 to 1766 code for a protein of 451 amino acids. Lineage: Eukaryota; Metazoa; Mollusca; Gastropoda; Lepetellida; Haliotidae. The transcript has a single exon.